Heteronotia binoei (common prickly gecko) is the source of this 2349-nucleotide messenger RNA. RefSeq names its product Josephin domain containing 2 (gene JOSD2). NCBI's taxonomy places the organism in Eukaryota, Metazoa, Chordata, Lepidosauria, Squamata, Gekkonidae. The transcript has 5 exons. Gene Ontology annotation, biological process: protein deubiquitination. Gene Ontology annotation, molecular function: cysteine-type deubiquitinase activity. The record is from RefSeq and is a predicted model, not a curated record. The coding region runs from base 200 to 769 and encodes 189 amino acids.
CUCUCCCGCAAGGCACGCUGGGAAAUGCAGUUCUGCCGUCGCCCCUAGUGUUUGACGGGUGUCGUAGUCUCGCCGCCUCUGCAUAGUCAGACUGGUUUUAAGAGCUGUUUAUUGCUGGGGGGAAAUUACCAUGUUGGGGAGUUUCGGCAUCUUUUAAGGGGCGACCUCAUGGAGAAGGAACUUGUGGGCCUGCGUGGACAUGAUGUCGGGGAGCUCAGGGCGAAGCGAGGUGUCCGGCCUUUACCAUGAACGGCAGCGUCUGGAACUGUGUGCCGUCCAUGCCCUCAACAAUGUCCUCCAGGAGCGACUCUUCACCCAAGAGGCGGCUGAUGAGAUCUGCAAGAGGCUGGCCCCGGACGCGAGGUGGAAUCCCCACCGCAGCUUUCUGGGAACGGGGAACUACGAUGUCAAUGUCAUCAUGGCCGCCCUGCAGAGUGUCGGGCUGGUUGCCAUCUGGUGGGACAAACGCAGGCCACUGGAACAGCUGUCCCUGGAAGGGGUUCUUGGCUUCAUCGUCAAUGUCCCAUCCAAUGUCUCCUUGGGCUUCCUGUCUCUUCCCAUGAGGCGCCGGCACUGGAUCGCUGUGCGUCAGCUUGACGGUACCUACUACAACCUCGACUCCAAGCUGAAGGCUCCCAUUCCGAUUGGCGGGGAAGCUGAGCUCAGGUUAUUCCUCCAAGAGGUGCUUUCUCAGGGUCCCUGUGAGUUGCUACUGGUUGUGCCCCACGAGGCCGAAGAAACUGGGAGCUGGCUCAGCACUGUCAAGUGAACCUUGGCACCAAAGAAACCCAUCUGCACCCAGAGCCAUCUGCUGUACCCCUCUCCUUACAACAGCUGCAUGUGGUGCGGGGAGGAGGGGGCAGCGCACUCCUGUUACACUGCCAGUCUUGGAGCUGACUUGAAAUCCAUCUUCCCUCUCCUCCAGGAUAUAAGGGCCUCCCCCGCCCCCCGCCCCUGGCUUUCCCUUGCUUUUAAAAGACUCGGCCUGUCCAGGGAUAGUAUGGAAUAAAGGCUGCAGUACAAAAUGGUGGAGGGUCUCCUCCUGGCACAGUGAAUUAGACUAUAAGAAUAGCCAUGCUGAGUCUUCCCAUAGUGACUUCUCUGGGGCGAGGAGUUCACAAGCAGGCCAUGGGGGCGAUAACCCUAACGCUGCUGAUCCUCAGAGAGUGCCAGUCUGCAGUACCAGUGUGUCUGAAUGCAGAGGUGGUGUUUGUAGGUGUAACAGCCAGUCAUCCCUGGCAGAGCUCUUCUUUGUAUAUUUUUGUAAAAGCCGUUUCUGCUGAUGCAUGAACUUCCUUCCUUUAUUAUUAUUGUUAUUAUUAUUUUUAUUUUUCAUUUGCCCUAAACCUGCUGCCUGCACAUUUCAGGGCUGGCACUUGAGAAGGUGUUUUGAGAGAGGUUUUUGAGAGAGGCUGGACUGAAUGAGUUGGGAGGGGGGGACACUGGAGCACUACAAGUUUGCCAGAUAAGUUUGGGUUUAUAGCAAUGGAGGGCAUUUGGGCAGUUGAGGGGAGGAGGGGUGUUAAGGGGGACUGAGGUAAACGUGCAAAUCAACUGGAAAGUCAGAGAGCUGCCCUGUUCAGCUUUUUAGAUGUCUGUCACCCCAACUCAAAAUGCCAUUUGCAAGGGAUGUUCUAUGGCCAGCCGCAGUGAAAAUGCAAUCAAGAAGAAGUACGGAGAAGUUACAAGCACAGUAUGAUAAAAGGAGCUUGUUUUAUUGUUCUGUGAUUGGGAAGGAAGAAGCUAGUUGAUAAAGUGCUAGCUUGAGGUAUGAGGGGACUAGGGUCAUGGAGAGAUGGGAAUCGGGAGACUACUGAGCUUGUCUCUAAACACUGGAACUCAGAUCCAUAGACCCUAAGCAGGGUAUUAGUCGCCAGGUAACGGAAACCCAACAGGCAAAGCUUUUGUGAAGAAAAGCUGCACGUGCUGAGUUUUUAUCAGUUGUACAGCUGUUUUUUUUUUAAAGAAGAAAAGGUCCCAAAGGAUUAAAAAUAAGUUGGCUACUCUCAUGAACCAAAUAAGCAAAAGACUUUGCUACUCCCCUGUAAGCAAAAGCAAGAUUCUAGCCCUCAUGAGAAGGGAAUUCAUGGAAACAGGUGGGGUGGUAUCUUGUGACAGGUCAAAACCCAGCAUGCAGGCUGGGCCAGGGCUUCUAUAGUGUGGUCAGGCAAUGGGCUUUGGGUGCAGUGCUCAGCAGCAUACCCCGGGCCUGCAAUUUCUGUAUCUUUUGGCCGCCUGCACACCCUGCUACGUGUCUCCUUCGUGAAAAGAACUCAACCCAGCCUUGAAGCUCAUUGCAAAGCUGAAAUGCAAAACCAAAUAAAAUGCGUGCCGCGGCGUUUUGUGGCU